Molecule: messenger RNA, 1119 nt
Organism: Rotaria socialis
Lineage: Eukaryota; Metazoa; Rotifera; Eurotatoria; Philodinida; Philodinidae
Source: the annotation of a GenBank genome assembly
AUGCGUUUGAUUCUAAACAGUUUCACUUUUGCCAUUAUCCUAACACCGUUGGUUUUUUCAUCACCCGUCUCACUUGGCGAUGGUUUUUAUUUACCAACAUUAGAAAAUAUUGAAAUUCAUAUUGAUAAUUUAUGGGCAAACUUUAAAAAAGGCUAUAAUAUCGGAUAUAAUGCAACAGCAGAAGAAAUUCAUCGCUUCAAAAUCUUUGCUAAUCAUGUUAAAAUGAUCAUUAAACAUAAUGUUGAACAUGACCUUGGUUUACAUACCUUUCGACUUGGUAUCAAUAAAUUUGCUACAUUGACUAAUGAAGAAUUUCGUCAACAAUACAAUGGAUAUCGUCGUCCAAAAGAUUCACGUAAACAAUAUUCUGAUAUUCGUCAUUCACAUAUUUUUUCUGCAUCUUAUACAACUCUUCCGGUAUCAAUUGACUGGCGUGAUCGCGGUAUUGUAACACCAGUUAAAGAUCAAGCACAAUGUGGUUCGUGUUGGGCAUUUAGUACUACUGGCGCACUCGAAGGUUUUCAUGCACGCUCAAGUGGUAAAUUGGUUAGUUUAAGUGAACAACAGCUUGUUGAUUGUUCAUCACAUUGGGGCAAUAAUGGAUGUAAUGGUGGUUUAAUGGAUAAUGCAUUUAAAUAUGUACAUGAAAAUAAAGGCAUCGACGAUGAAAGCACAUAUCCAUAUGUCGGAAAAGACGAAGCGGCAUGCAAAUUUCGUCGAAAAUCGGUAGCUUCAACAUGCGAUGGUUUUGUUGAUAUUCCACAAGGGAACGAAACAGCAUUACAAGAAGCUUUAGCUUUUCAAGGUCCAGUUUCGGUUGCUAUUGAUGCUAGUCAAGAAUCAUUUCAAUUCUAUGUUUCGGGUGUCUAUGCGGAUGAAAAAUGUUCAUCAGAAAAUCUUGAUCACGGCGUCUUGGCUGUUGGCUAUGGUGUUACUAAUGAUCCUGUUAAAGGUCAACAAGAAUAUUAUAUUGUUAAGAAUAGUUGGUCAGCUGCUUGGGGCGAUAAAGGAUUCAUAAAACUUGCUCGAAAUAAAAAUAAUAUGUGUGGCAUUAGCAGUGCUGCUAGCUAUCCGAUAGUCAAAGAUCAACCGGUACACACUAAAGUCAUUAAUUACUAA